GAGGGCAGCCCGGUACUAGGGCCCUGCUAGUGUAAAAUCCCUCCGCUUCCUGUGUCUCGGCCUCAUUAGCUCGGUGCGGCGGGUAGUGGCGGAGCUGCAGCGACUCCUCUUUAAGACCGUCUUACAGCGACCAGCUCAAGCCCCGGCAGACUCUGGAAGAUGCCCUCUGCUACCAGCAGCAAAGCGGUGCCGGGCUCCACCGAUGCAGCUCCUGGCAACAUCCAGACCGAAGCCAUGAAACAGAUCUUGGGGAUCAUCGACAAGAAGCUGCGCAAUCUGGAAAAGAAAAAGGGCAAGCUGGAUGACUACCAGGAUCGACUUGACAAGGGAGAACGGCUAAAUCAGGACCAAAUGGAUGCGGUGACAAAACAUCAAGAGGUGGUGGCCAACAUGGAAUUUGCCCGUGAACUGCAAAGGAAUUUUAUGGCAUUGGGUCAAGAUAUGCAGAAAACCAUCAAGAAAGCCGCCCGCCGCGAGCAACUUAUGCGAGAGGAAGCCGAACAGAAACGCUUAAAGACAGUGCUGGAGUUCCAGUUUGUUCUGGAUAAACUGGGAGAUGAGGAAGUGCGGAACGAUUUAAAGCAAGGGUUGGAUGGGGUCCUGGUGGUGUCAGAGGAGGAGCUGUCACUACUGGAUGAGUUCUACAAGCUGGUGAAUCCUGACAGAGACACGUCCGUAAGGCUAAGUGACCAGUACGAGCAGGCCUCCAUUCACCUAUGGGAUGUGCUGGAUAGCAAGGAGAAAUCUGUGUGUGGGACUACAUACAAAAGUCUGAAGGAUCUGUUGGAUCGAAUUCUCCAGAGUGGCUACUUUGACAGCGCACAGAACCAUCAGAAUGGGCUUUGUGAGGAAGAGGAGGAGGAGGAACCACUUGCAGCACCGCCUGUGGAAGAACAAGCCCCAGAACUUGAACCAGAACCUGUAGAAGAAUACACUGAGCCCAGUGAAGUGGAGUCCACUGAGUUUGUCAACAGGCAGUUCAUGACAGAGGCUCAGUACAGCGGCAGUGAGAAAGAGCAAGUCGAUGAGUGGACGGUAGAAACAGUUGAAGUUGUAAACUCUCUCCAGCAAGCAGCAACCCCGCCUAUCCCAGAACCCCUCGCAUUAAAUGCUAUUGUCCAAGUCCAGCCCGACCCCAUUGUCAGGAGGCAGAGAGUUCAAGACCUGAUGGCCCAAAUGCAAGGUCCAUACAACUUCAUGCAGGACUCUAUGCUUGAGUUUGAGAGCCAACCAAUGGACCCAGCCAUUGUAUCUGCACAGCCCAUGAACCUAUCUCAAAGCAUGGACCUACCGCAGAUGCUCUGCCCGCCAGUGCAUUCCGAGCCUAGACCGUCUCAGCCCAUCCAAGUUCCAGACACCACACAGGUUGCACUGGUGUCUUCCCCAAGUGAAGCGUACACAGGUUCCCCGGAGAUAUACCAACCAUCUCACCCCAUAGAAGCAAGAACCCAGAAUGAUGCAAUGGAGCAGAUUCAGGCAUCGUUAUCCUUAAACCCAGACCCAACACAGACCUUGUCGUCUAUUCCUGCUGCUUCCCAACCUCAGGUGUUCCAGACCGGGUCCAACAAACCUCUGCACAGCAGUGGCAUCAACGUUAAUGCUGCUCCAUUCCAAUCAAUGCAGACUGAUAAAAGUAACACUGGUAUCUGUGCUGCUGUUCAGGUUUUUAAUAUGAAUGCACCUGUCCCUCCUGUGAAUGAGCCAGAAACACUGAAACAGAACCAGUACCAGGCCAGUUAUAACCAGACUUUCCCUGGCCAACCUCAUCAAGUGGAACAAACAGAACUUCAACCAGAGCAGCUACAAACAGUUGUAAACAGUUACCAUGCAACAUCGGAGCAGGCCCAUCAAGCGCCCUCGGGGCACCAGCAGCCCACUCAGCAAAACGCAGGAUUCCCACGGAAUAGCCAGCCUUUCUACAACAAUCGAGGGAUGGCCCGAGGAGGUCAGCGAGGUAACCGAGGCAUGAUGAACGGCUACAGAGGCCAGUCAAAUGGCUUUAGAGGAGGCUAUGAUGGCUACCGAGCUGCUUUCCCCAACACUCCAAACAGUGGCUACCCCCAGGCACAGUUUAACGCUCCUCGUGACUACAGCAACAACUAUCAGCGGGACGGAUACCAACAAAACUUUAAGCGCGGUGCUGGGCAGGGAGGUCCUCGGGUCGCCCCUCGAGGCAGCAACACUUUUGGACUAGAAUCCUAUUAGGUCACGGAGGGCCCCCCCGCCCCAGCCGAGGCAUACCGCAGAUGAACCCCCAGCAAGUCAAUUAACCCUUUGCCUUGGAUGAAGCCUUGCACAGCGGCUAUUGUGAAUAUUUUUUGUUACCUGGCAGAUAAUUACAGAUUUCUGUCGUCUGGUUAUAACCCAAGACUCCACUCGUCUGCUUUCUAUUAACUGGAUAUGCAAAGAAACCAGAUCUGGCAUGUUCUCCCUCUGCGGCGCCCACCAUCUCCCUGGUUAUGAAGGAGCAACACUGACUCUUACUUUUCUCUCUAAACUGUUCCAGAUCUUGUCUCUAAACAAACCACUUGGGGUGUGAGAAUCGUCCUUUUUUAAUGUAGGACUUUUGACCCAUUGUCCUAGUCUUCAGGGGAUCCGUUAGAGGGAUCCCUCCCCUUCACUAAAAUUUCAUUCUGUGCCCAUUAUCCAGUACAUUGACCCACAUCUGCACUUUAUUUGGGAUUUGUAAAGGAUUUUAGACAGGAUGGGGAUUGUUGCCCUUUUAAUAUCGAUGUCUUUAUAGAUUUUUAUUUUUAAUUCGCACAUCUGUUUUUAUAUGCAUCCCCUGCAAUAAUAUUAAUGUGAAUUGUGUUUUAAGGGCGGGAACAUGGUUAUCCCUUGGGUGUCUUGGACCUAAAGAAGACCCGGUUUGGUACUUGUUGUUGUGCAUCAGAUUUAGUUUCAUUGUAGCUAUCUGUUAUACACCACUGUUAUCGUAGUAGGAGGGAGAACCGUAAUCGGGCAAAAGCGAGGGUCUGCCGUUAAAUAAAAAUCUGUUUAUAAAAAGUG
Molecule: messenger RNA, 3009 nt
Organism: Xenopus laevis (African clawed frog)
Lineage: Eukaryota; Metazoa; Chordata; Amphibia; Anura; Pipidae
Gene: caprin1.S
Product: cell cycle associated protein 1 S homeolog
Exons: 20
Coding region: 160-2205 (681 amino acids)
Cellular component (GO): cytoplasm
Molecular function (GO): RNA binding
Source: RefSeq, a predicted model, not a curated record